This is a messenger RNA of Acanthisitta chloris (rifleman), 328 nucleotides long. It is a transcript of the gene NME6, whose product is annotated as NME/NM23 nucleoside diphosphate kinase 6. Gene Ontology annotation, biological process: CTP biosynthetic process; GTP biosynthetic process; UTP biosynthetic process. The annotation marks the transcript as partial. Gene Ontology annotation, molecular function: nucleoside diphosphate kinase activity. Lineage: Eukaryota; Metazoa; Chordata; Aves; Passeriformes; Acanthisittidae. The record is from RefSeq and is a predicted model, not a curated record. The transcript is spliced from 2 exons.
UGGCCCCAUGUGGGCUUACAUCCUGGCCCACGAGAACGCUGUCUCUCUCUGGAGGUCCCUGAUGGGGCCCACCAAGGUGUUCCGAGCUCGGCACACUGACCCAGACUCCAUCCGUGGAGCCUUCGGCCUCACCGACACCCGGAACACCACCCACGGCUCGGACUCGCCUGCCUCAGCCAGCAGAGAAAUUGCCUUUUUCUUCCCCGAGUUCGACGAGCAGCGCUGGUACCUGCAGGAGGAGCCUCAGCUGCGCCGUGGGCAGGUGUACUACAGCGCCCAGGAGCGCGUGCACCGUCCGCUCGGGGCCCAGGGGGCACAAAUCACCUGA